GGUCGGCAUUCAUCGGACAAAAAGCGGGCCCAAGCCCGUUCAAUCGCCUGAAAAAUGGAAACCGAGCAUGGCCAAAGGAGCGCGAAGCGGAGUCCACCCAGACGACCUCACCAAUCACCUUCACGCUGUGCCUUCCCCAGCUCCUCGGCCACUGCAUGCAGCGAGGCGUGGCAUGGUGCAAAAUGAGACCCCUUACCAGUUGCCCCAAGCCAAGCUUUCAACGCUCAAGCCAGGCAAGGGCAGUCGUUGCCGCCCAUCGCUAGGCACGCGCUGGACAUUGGGAUUGCAAUGGCUCCAACUGUAACCCAACGUAGGGAGGUGCAAAGGAAGGGAUGGCCUGCUCCUCUUGGCUAACGGCGCAACACAGCCACUACAUACAUUCUUGAGGAGUGGUUCUCUUCUCGCGACCCGACAAUUGUUGCAGGAACAUUAUCUUCCCCUUCACUUCUCCAACUUCCUACAUGUCGGGGCCAUCGGGAAAAUGCUCAGCGCGGCGAUUUCACUAUUGCUGCUGGGCGGCUCGGCCAGGGCGGCCCUGCAGGUCGAUCUCACCUCUGCUAGUUCGAUAAAGAAGGCGGCAAGUGAUGUGGCCUACGAUCUCAUGGGCUACUACAGUGGCAACCUGUCGGGUCAGAUCCCCGGUAUCCUGCCCGGGCCUCCGCCCGCGGGGGAGUAUUACUGGUGGGAGGGCGGCGCGCUCUGGGGGACCAUGUUGGAUUAUUGGCACUACACGGGCGACGCGACGUACAACGACGUGACGAAGCAGGCGCUGCUGUUCCAGACGGGGCCGCCGCAGAACGCGUACAUGCCGCGCAACUACACGAUAUCGCUGGGCAACGACGAUCAGGGGUUCUGGGGCAUGUCGGCCAUGCUGGCGGCCGAGCUAAACUUCCCCAACCCCCCCGAGGACCAGCCACAAUGGCUGGAGCUGGCGCAGGCUGUGUUCAACACGCAGGCUGCGCCCGACCGCCACGACGAUACGUGCGGUGGAGGUCUGCGCUGGCAGAUCCCCAUAUCCAACAUCGGCUACGACUACAAGAACAGCAUCGCGAACGGAAUCUUCUUCAACCUAGGAGCGCGCCUCGCACGCUACACGCAAAACAACACGUACGCCGAAUGGGCCGAGAAGACGUGGGAUUGGGUGGCCGGUGUGGGGAUGAUGGACGACGAGAUCAAUGUCUACGACGGCGGCCACGUUGGAGUCAACUGCACCGACAUAUUCAAGGCCCAGUUUUCGUACAACGCCGGUGUAUUUAUGCAAGGUGCUGCUUUUAUGUACGACUACACCACUGGAGAAGACCAGAAGCGAUGGGGAGAUCGCGUGCAGCGGCUGGUGACGCGAACCCUUGAGAUUUUCUUCGACACUGGACCUAUGAUUGAGGUAUCGUGCGAACUGGAAGAUCGAAUCAGCUGCAAAACCGACAUGUUGGCUUUCAAGGGCUUCCUCCACCGGUGGAUGGCCAGCACGGCGCAGCUCGCCCCCUUCGCACAUGACUCAAUCAUGAACGCGCUCAAAAACUCAACCGCCUAUGCCGUGAAGGCGUGCUCUGGCGGCGACAACGGCCGGCAGUGCGGAUUCCGCUGGACGACGGGCGAAUAUGACGGACUCACGGGCGCCGGCCAGGAGAUGAACGUCGUUGCGGCACUGUCAGUCUUGUUGGUGGAUCUUGAGAAGUCCUCGAUCACGGGGCCCUACACCAACACUACUGGCGGCACGAGCCAAGGAAACCCGUUCGCUGGCACCACCCCAGACCCCUCGUAUGACAAGGGGGAAGUGACGAAGGGGGACCGUGUUGGGGCCGGCAUCCUAACAGCAAUCGUCCUAACCUCGCUCAUCGGCGCCCUAGUGUGGAUGAGCCUGGGGGCGGGCGAGUCCGGGGCAGCUCCAGUGAAAAGGAGGGGAGAUACCCGGUUCGGAAAGCUUAGGCGGAGAAUCUGAGUUCAUACUUGAAGGACAAGGGUAAAUUUAGAGGGCCGAAGACGGCGCCCCAUUUCUUCAAGACUUUUAUUUUCCCUUCCCUUCUGGAGCAACCUGUCUCAUCUCGACGAGGUUCAGCGGUCUUGGUGUUUGUGUAGCAUACUGGGGGGCGUUCAUGGAGGUGAGCAUUUAGACUGUAGCCGGGCGGGCAGUCAAGGUUGUCGUAUUUUGUUGAGCCUCUAGCAUUUUCCGGGGCCGAUACCAUGUCCAAGUACUCCGUAUAUACCCGAUCUGAUCCGCUUCUCGGUAAUUGUCCUUGUCAACGCGUGCUGCCUGGUAUUGGCUGCCCGGCUAGUAUCGAUCACUCUCUAGAUUGAGCCGCUCUGCAGGAACUCCUGUUUCUGCCGACUUCCGGGAUCCAGCUAUCUACAAAC
Lasiosphaeria miniovina is the source of this 2352-nucleotide messenger RNA. RefSeq names its product glycosyl hydrolase family 76-domain-containing protein. Bases 482 to 1939 code for a protein of 485 amino acids. Lineage: Eukaryota; Fungi; Ascomycota; Sordariomycetes; Sordariales; Lasiosphaeriaceae. Gene Ontology annotation, biological process: carbohydrate catabolic process; fungal-type cell wall biogenesis. Gene Ontology annotation, molecular function: mannan endo-1,6-alpha-mannosidase activity. The transcript is spliced from 3 exons. The record is from RefSeq and is a predicted model, not a curated record.